This is a messenger RNA of Lasiodiplodia theobromae, 1773 nucleotides long. Its product is annotated as BRCT domain-containing protein. Gene Ontology annotation, molecular function: nucleic acid binding; zinc ion binding; protein serine/threonine kinase activator activity. The transcript has 5 exons. NCBI's taxonomy places the organism in Eukaryota, Fungi, Ascomycota, Dothideomycetes, Botryosphaeriales, Botryosphaeriaceae. Gene Ontology annotation, biological process: positive regulation of nuclear cell cycle DNA replication; regulation of cell cycle phase transition. Gene Ontology annotation, cellular component: Dbf4-dependent protein kinase complex; nucleus. Bases 1 to 1773 code for a protein of 590 amino acids. The record is from RefSeq and is a predicted model, not a curated record.
AUGACGUCGUCGCGUCGAGUCCCGCUCGCCAGCGUCCCCAAUGCCACCAACUCGCCCUGCCGCCCGAACGCGGCAACAGCCACCAAGCGACCGCGUUCCCACGCGAGUGAACAGAGGGACGCCGCGUAUGCUGGCCAGCCGCCUGCGAAGAAGCUCUACUUGGGAGAAAAUGACGUGGAUGCUCGCCGUCAGACCCUUUUGAAAAACGCUGGUCACACCCCGGCGUCUGCCGUGCACAAGAAGUUGGAGGCAGCACGCGACACCAAGUCCAGCCAGAAGCCGGCCGACAGGCCGCAGAAGACCCUUCCGGAUAACUACGAGACUAUCCGCCAAUGGCAGAAGCACUAUCGCAAGGUCUUCCCGCAAUACGUCUUUUACUUUGAGAAUACACCCGCCGAUGCACGGGCCAGAGCAACAAAACAAAUACUGGCUUUGGGCGCUCGUGAGGAGAAGUUCUUCUCAAAGUCGGUUACCCACGUCAUCACGACGCGUCAGAUUCCCCCCGAGCAGCCCGCGUCGAACUCGACUGAUAGUCGGACUUCGACCACUGCCAUCAUUGCGCAGGAUGAAACGGGGCAGCUGCGAACCAUUAAUCCUUCGCUCCUCGACCGGUCGACCGAGUCGCAAGGUGCACGUACCAGGCUCGCCCUCGAGCUUGCUGCUGCGAGGAAGCCGGGCGUCUCCAAUGCACAAGUGCAUCCGCGAACGCGGGGUAGCCACAAUGGCGACAUCCUUGUUAAGGCGAGGGAGAUGGGUAUGAAGAUAUGGGCCCUGGAGAAGCUGGAAAGGAUCCUGAACACCAUGUUCAACACGGAUACUGGAGAGCAGCCUCCUGCCUACAACACUCGUGGAAGCACGGCAGUCACUGCUUCCAAAUCUCGCGGUGCCGACCUGUCUCAACUCUUGAAAAACGAGAAGGUCAAUGGCCCGGCUGACCGCGACCUCGCUGUCUCCACCAAGGACAUGGCCCAUUUCCGUGGCUACUAUGUCUAUGUUCACUGCAUGAACGAGAAGUACCGCCCCGUUAUCAUGAGAGAUUAUCCUAAGGUGUCUGUAAAGGAGGAAGGAAAGUGGCCUCAAUUCCGUCUCACCGCUCCUGGAAGCGUGUCAAGGCGUGGUAGCGUGACGACAGAGGAGUCUACUGAUACAAUUCUGUCCAAGCCACUUGAUCCACCGAAGCUCAUCCCUGCCAAGCGCAGGGAACCGGAUGGUGUUCCCCCACUCUUUGGCAGUGCUCAAGCUAGCUUGCGUGCAAUGCCUCGCUAUGCUGGUGGUGAACCUAUCGCUUCUGGUGUUCAGCCAUCUAACAUCACGUCUGCCAUCAAGUCUCAAAUGAUUUCCUCCACGGCUGCUGCCCCCGGUGGUCGUGCUGGAACCAGCAAAGAACUCAACCAGUUAAGCAGGAAGGUCCUGGAGAAGAACAGUGCACCCAACAGCACGACUUCCACGUAUAUGACAGAUAUUAGAGCGGCAAUCAAUGGUGAUCGUGGUGCUCCGCCUCGAGCUGCGAAGAGCAAGGCUCAGGCGAAUAUCACCGGCGUACCCGAUCCAGAAGAGGUCGAGAAACAGGGCGGCCGCAGGGUGAUUGUCCCCCGUAGGAAGAAGUCGCUCGAGAGAGAACCCAAGCCUGGAUAUUGCGAAAAUUGUCGCGAGAAGUUUGAUGACUUUGACACUCACGUCGUCAGCCGCAAGCAUCGCAAGUUUGCGACUACCCAGGAGAACUGGAAGGAUCUCGACAGUCUGCUCAGCCAACUGGUUCGACCCUCCUUAUGA